Messenger RNA from Neogale vison (American mink), 2189 nucleotides. RefSeq names its product Rac GTPase activating protein 1 (gene RACGAP1). The coding region runs from base 133 to 2031 and encodes 632 amino acids. The record is from RefSeq and is a predicted model, not a curated record. Gene Ontology annotation, biological process: signal transduction. The transcript has 17 exons. NCBI's taxonomy places the organism in Eukaryota, Metazoa, Chordata, Mammalia, Carnivora, Mustelidae.
UUCAAACCCGAGCUGGAGGCGCGGUGCUGCUCUGCCGUUGGGUGAGGCGCGGAGGGAAGUAAGUGGAAGGCGGCUCAAGUGGGUCCAGGCGGACCCGGCCAGGUGGGCGCAAGAGGCUGCGAGAACAGAAAGAUGGAUACGACGAUGCUGAAUUUGCGGAAUCUGUUUGAGCAGCUUGUACGCCGGGUGGAGAUUCUCAGCGAAGGAAAUGAACUCCAAUUCAUCCAGUUGGCAAAGGACUUUGAGGAUUUCCGUAAAAAGUGGCAGAGAACAGACCACGAACUGGGGAAGUACAAGGAUCUUUUGAUGAAAGCAGAGACUGAGCGUAGUGCUCUGGAUGUUAAACUGAAGCACGCACGCAAUCAGGUGGAUGUCGAGAUCAAACGGAGACAGCGAGCUGAGGCUGACUGCGAGAAGCUGGAAAGACAGAUUCAGCUGAUUCGAGAGAUGCUCAUGUGUGACACAUCUGGCAGCAUUCAACUAAGCGAGGAGCAAAAAUCAGCUCUGGCUUUUCUCAACAGAGGCCAGCCGUCCAGCGGCAAUGCUGGGAACAAAAGAUUAUCAACUAUUGAUGAAUCUGGUUCCAUUUUAUCAGAUAUCAGCUUUGAUAAGACUGACGAAUCACUGGAUUGGGAUUCUUCUUUGGUAAAGACUUUCAAACUGAAGAAGAGAGAAAAGAGGCGCUCUAGUAGCCGACAGUUCAUUGAUGGUCCCCCAGGACCUGUAAAGAAGACUCGUUCCAUUGGCUCCACAGUAGACCAGGGGAAUGAAUCCAUAGUUGCAAAAACUACAGUGACUGUUCCCAAUGAUGGCGGGCCCAUUGAAGCUGUGUCCACAAUUGAGACUGUGCCAUACUGGACGAGAAGCCGAAGGAAAACAGGUACAUUACAACCUUGGAAUAGUGACUCCACCUUGAGCAACAGGCCUCUAGAGCCAAGGACUGAGACAGAGAGUUCUGGCACUCCACAGAGCAAUGGAGGGAUGCGCCUGCAUGACUUCGUCUCUAAGACGGUUAUUAAACCUGAAUCUUGUGUUCCAUGUGGAAAACGGAUAAAAUUUGGCAAGCUAUCUCUGAAGUGUCGCGACUGUCGUGUGGUCUCUCAUCCAGAAUGUCGGGACCGCUGUCCCCUUCCCUGCAUUCCUACCCUGAUAGGAACACCUGUCAAGAUUGGAGAGGGAUUGCUAGCAGAUUAUGUGUCUCAGACUUCUCCAAUGAUCCCCUCCAUUGUUGUCCAUUGCGUAAAUGAGAUUGAGCAGAGAGGGCUGACUGAGACAGGCCUGUACCGGAUCUCUGGCUGUGACCGGACAGUGAGAGAGCUGAAAGAGAAGUUCCUCAGAGUGAAAACCGUACCCCUCCUCAGCAAAGUGGAUGACAUCCACGCUGUCUGUAGCCUCCUGAAGGACUUCCUCCGAAACCUCAAAGAACCCCUUCUGACUUUUCGGCUAAACAAGACUUUCAUGGAGGCGGCAGAAAUCACAGAUGAGGACAACAGCAUAGCUGCCAUGUACCAGGCUGUUGGUGAACUGCCCCAGCCCAACAGGGACACAUUAGCUUUCCUCAUGAUUCACUUGCAGAGAGUGGCUCAGAGUCCAAACACUAAAAUGGACGUGGCCAAUCUGGCUAAAGUCUUUGGGCCUACCAUAGUUGCCCAUGCUGUGCCCAAUCCAGAUCCAGUGGUAAUGUUGCAGGACAUCAAGCGUCAGCCCAAGGUGGUAGAGCGCCUGCUUUCCCUGCCCCUGGAAUACUGGAGUCAGUUCAUGAUGGUGGAACAAGAGAACAUUGACCCCAUACAUGUCAUUGAAAACUCAAAUGCCUUUUCAACACCACAGACACCGGAUAUUAAAGUGAGUUUACUGGGGCCGGUGACCACUCCUGAGCAUCAGCUCCUCAAGACUCCUUCAUCUAGUUCCCUGUCACAGAGAGUGCGCUCCACCCUCACCAAAAACACGCCCAGAUUUGGGAGCAAAAGCAAAUCUGCCACCAACCUAGGACGACAAGGCAACUUCUUUGCUUCUCCAAUGCUCAAGUGAAGCCCCGUGUCCUGUUGCUUGCCAGCAUUUACUGACUGCAAGGAAGGCCGCACCUUCUCUCCGCAGCCUCUUGUACUCAUUACUACUUUUAGCAUUCUCCAGGCUUUUAAUCAAGUUUAAUUGUGCACGGGGGUUUUAUUAAAACUAUAUAUAUCUCC